AUGCCUUCACAACGUCAAAAAGACAUGCCAGAUUCUACUCACGACCCCAACCGAUCGGUAGAAGCAAUCGAGCUCGACCAAUUCGCGGACGCGCCUCAAGGCAGUACAAACCUUCUGAACUGGCUUGCUUGCUAUCCUAGUACACAUUACUUUCCGUCCGCACAAGAACUACGCAAGCUCUCACGCCACCGCGUUCACCUGAUCUUUGAGCGCUGGCGUUUUCUAAAUCAAAUCCUUGAACGACAUGAGGGGACGAUUCGUAAGAAGUGGACGGAGAAGAGUGUUGAGCAGCGAAGAGAGCUUCUUCUCGCUGUUCUACCCAGCAUACCCGAGAUGCAUCGUCCCGAGCAAGAGCAGUACCAGGAACUCAGCAAUUACUCUUCCCAAGGCCCUGGCCAUGCUGUAUCCAGAUUUUUCAAAAGUACUACUUGCAUGCUUCCCGACAUCAAUUUGGAAGAUCUUCUCCGACAAAAGACUCUAUUGGCCUUCCUUAAUGCUCGCGGCCGGAACCACCCCGCAACUUUCGCUGGCACUGAGCUCGUAAAAUGCCCUCUGCAUGCAUGGGAGGACGAACCGCUUUGGAAAAGGCUCGCCAAAUGGACGAUGGAGUUCAGCUGCAACACAGAUGAGACUUUCUACGGACGAAUGAAAAAAUGGAAGUAUACCGGCAAGGCCAAACGCUUCGUGUAUGCUGGUCAGGGCUUUCAUCCAGGAAAUGGGAUUCAGGUGAUCAAUAUCCAAUUGCUCACAUACUCAUUCCUUACCACAUGCUGCAUCAAGAUUCUGCACGACCUAGUGGGGGGAGAGAAUGAUAUCUACAUGCAUGCUAUCAAGCCAGAGCCCUCUAGUUUAUCACUAGAUAGCGCCGACUAUAACACACUUGCCGAAGCCGCUCAACUUGCUCCAUAUGGUAUUCCGUCGCAGCUCGACUUCAAUCGCCUACGUGGUCUUAUCUUUGCGAAGGUCAACGAUCUUGAGGAUCAUAUUUGGGCUUUGCGCGAGGAUCCGGGAUAUUUUGCCGAAGUCUUCCAAGAUCACAAAAGCCAUCGCGCGGAGUUUCUAGCGGCGACUAGUGGGCAGACCCAUAAUGUUUUGAAGCGAUCACCAAAGACAAUUACAAACCUCAUUCUCCGUAACAUGGUAGUCGACCCGUACUUCAUGCUGUAUCAUUGGCAUGAAUGCCUACGCCUGGUAGAUGCACUUGAGGAUACAGCUAGGAGGAACAACUUUUACUUUCCACCGACUGAGUCGCUUCCGACAGAGUAUUACGAUACCUUUAUCAAAUUGUGGCAGAUACUGUAUGCUAUUCAUACCGACACGCACGAAUGCUUCCGCCAGCGGGUACCCGCUUCACCUCCUCUUCGCCCCUUCUUUAUAAAAACGGUUGCAGAUCCAAAUAGCCACCUCUGUCGCUUCGUUAUCAAUAAAAAUAGGGCAGGUACGGAUGGUGUCACGCGGCGCUUCAUCACUGCGCUUUCUAUGAUAUGGAAUAAGACCGAACCCCCUGUGCAAGGCUUCGAUACAGAAUUGGAUGAGCUAGACAGGCUUGUCACCAGUGAGCCUUCGGCCCGGGCACUAAUAACGCCGCUUGUCUGGGCCGACUUCUCGCAACUUUCAACGUCAUCCGAAUGCAUUCACCAGAUCCGUUCGUAUCAGCCAUGGGCGACGCGGAUGGAACGUGAUAUGCAACUACCAACAUUGGAAGGCACGUCAAAGGUGGAGCUUAAGUAUGAAAAUAUCAUAGAGGAUUAUAUGGCUUUCACCGACAAGUGGUCCACAAUUGUUAGACAGAAAAGGUUUGAGGGCGCAGACUUGGCCUCAGUAGGUGACCCAGGGGAUGGCAGGUUCACCUACCCCAUCAUUGGGGAGCGAAAUCGCACAAAUACCGAGCUACUAUGCAAGGCAGAGAAUCACCUCGAUGUCUUCUGGCAAAGCGUCGAUGCCUACUGCAAGAAGAUGGUUGGUGCGAGAUUUCCGGAUCUACUCGACCGUGACAUCACUCAUGGGCGUACGCUGCGCCGCACUCCAGCCUGGGAAGAUCCAGCCCCAGCUCAGAAAGCUACUGAGAAGACCUUCUUAAACACACCGAAGUACGACUGUCAACCAUGCUCGCUCACCAACCACGAAGAAGCUAGCGAAGAGAUUGGAAAGUUUGAAAAACUGUCGUUAUCCACUGAAGUCAAGCCGAAGGCUAGAGGUGCUGAUCUAGCUCAAGAAGCCAAUACUUCUCCUCCGAAAUCACCUGAUAUUGCCCCAUCACUGGCUCUACAUGCAACAAAGAAAGUUGACAAGCGCUCUCUUAAAGUCUUCAAAGCACUCUUCUAUACACCAUUAUCCAGCGACAUUCCAGGCGAGUUGCAAUGGACCGAUUUUCUGCACGCAAUGACUAAAUUGGGCUUUUCAGUCAAGAAACUACGUGGAUCCGCAUGGAAGUUGACGCCAGGAGAUUUUGGAGUAGGCGGGUCGAUUCAGUUCCACGAACCGCAUCCCGGGAAGAGGCUUUCGCUGGAGUGUGCAAGGCGAUAUGGGAGGAGGCUCGAAAUGCGUUAUGGAUGGACAAGCGAGAUGUUUAUAUUAGCUCAGUAAGGAAGAUCCAAUGACUGGCGAGGUAUUGCGACCGAGGUGUGGCGGCCUGAUGCUAAAUUCUGAAAGAGAGGGUUUUCGGUUUCGUGACUGGUGUAAUGGAUAUUGAGAGAAUUUGGUUCGGCCCCUCAACAUGGACCGUCAUCCGACGAGACACGAGAGUUAACUCACACAGCCAUACAACAAGCA
Molecule: messenger RNA, 2772 nt
Organism: Cucurbitaria berberidis CBS 394.84
Lineage: Eukaryota; Fungi; Ascomycota; Dothideomycetes; Pleosporales; Cucurbitariaceae
Exons: 1
Coding region: 1-2586 (861 amino acids)
Source: RefSeq, a predicted model, not a curated record